UACAUCUACCCUUGUUUACAAAAUAUAGAAUGGGAACGAGAUAAUUUAAUCCAUAGCUGCAAAAGUGAUAUUUGGAUUUAAAAUCUUAAAAGUAAAAACUAAAGAAUCAUGGAUUUUGACAUGCAAGAAAUAAAAAGGCACAACAGCUUUACUAGUCCUAAAACCAGAGCACCGGUCUCGAAAAGAGUUGGAAGAGAACGAUGCCAUAGUUAUCACUCACAAACUCCUACAAGAAGAUCGGAACCAGAAUCUUGUUUACGGGUGCCAAAAAUGUCAUUUAGAGUGGUUCGUAGUUCAAAAUUCCGCCACGUUUACGGGCAAGCCCUGAAAAGGGAGCAGUGUUAUGAUAAUAUAAGAGUAUCGAAAAGUUCUUGGGACUCUACGUUUUGUGCCGUGAACCCCAAAUUCCUGGCGAUUAUCGUGGAGUCCGCCGGCGGAGGCGCCUUCAUAGUGCUGCCACACAACAAGGUUGGGCGUAUACCAGCUGACCAUCCGUUAGUGGGUGGGCACAAAGGCCCAGUGUUGGACAUAGCGUGGUGUCCGCACAACGACAAUGUCAUCGCCAGCGGCUCCGAGGAUUGUGUUGUUAAGGUGUGGCAAAUCCCAGACGGCGGUCUCUCCCGCACCCUCACGGACCCUGUGGUGGACCUCGUGUACCACCAGCGGCGAGUGGGGCUGGUGCUGUGGCACCCCACCGCGCAGAACGUGCUGCUCACCGCCGGCUCUGAUAACCAGAUAGCGAUAUGGAACGUGGGCACUGGCGAGGUGCUGAUCACGCUGGACUGCCACCCGGACCUCAUCUACUCGGCCUGCUGGAACUGGACCGGCUCAAAGCUCCUCACCACCUGCAGGGACAAGAAAAUUAGAAUAAUUGAUCCACGCAAGGGUGAAGUAGAGUCGGAGGCUAUUGCCCACGAGGGCAGCAAGGCAUCCAGGGCGAUUUUCCUCAAACAUGGCCUCGUCUUCACCACUGGGUUCAGCCGCAUGUCGGAGCGCCAGUACACCCUGCGGACACCGGACGCGCUCAACGAGCCCAUCGUGACAGUCGAGAUCGACACCAGCAACGGCGUCAUGUUCCCGCUCUACGACCCGGACACCAAUCUCAUCUACCUCUGCGGCAAGGGCGACUCCGUCAUCAGAUACUUUGAGGUGACCCCAGAGCCACCGUUUGUCCAUUACAUCAACACGUUCCAAACACCAGACCCACAGAGAGGUAUCGGCAUGAUGCCGAAGCGCGGCUGCGACGUGGCCACCUGCGAGAUCGCCAAGUUCUACCGGCUCAACAAUUCGGGCCUGUGUCAGGUGGUGUCGAUGACAGUGCCACGGAAGUCGGAGCUGUUCCAAGAGGACCUGUACCCUGACACGCUGAGCGACGAGGCGAGCCUCACGGCUGACGAGUGGAUCGGCGGCGAGGACGCGGAGCCGUGCACCAUGUCGCUCAAGGAGCGCGCGCUGGUUGUGCAGGGCGGGUACGUGUCGGGCCGCGCCGCGCAGCAGCUGCACGUCACCAAGAAGGCCAACGCACUCGCCGGCGCCAAGGAGAAGGACAAGGACCGCUCGCCCACGCCCGCCGCCGCCGCCGCCGCCGCCCCGCCGCCCAGCGCAGGGAACGCCGACCCCACGCCGCCGCCCGCCGCCGCCAUCUCCCCCGCUGUGGAGAAGCAACUGUCGGACCUGGUAGACGAGAUCCGCAAACUAAAAUCCGUGAUAGUCAAACAAGAGAAUCGAAUCCGUGCCCUAGAGGCUGCAGUCAAGGGAGUACUGUCCCCGCCAGCUUCGUCCCCUCAGCCGGUAGCUCCGGAACCACCCAAUCAUGAUUCACCCGACGCUAUGGCUCCGGACGAGGUCUGAACAUGUUUAUAUAUAUAUAUAUUUUUUUUUUGUAUUUUUAAUCGACUAAUAGUUGAGACAGGCGGGUUCCCUAUUGGAUGUUUGUAGUUUAUGUCUUUGCUUAUUUUUUUUUUUAAUCACACGUGUCCGUCGACUUAUGAAUGUUCUAGAGAUAAGCUUCAAGCGACGGCGAGUGUUCUAUAUGUCAUGUGAAUCAUCUUUCGAGUAUAUUUUGUUAUUAUUAAUGACUGUUUACAACGAACAAUGAUUGCUCUAAGCGUCUUAUUGUUGUGCUGUUGACACGUGUCUUUUUAAUGUACAGUAAUAAAAAAAUAAAAAAAUGUAUUUAUGUUGUUCAGAAAAAAUAUGGCUGUAUGGUAUUAAUACCUUUGUCUUAGUAGGAUAAAUAAAAAUCUGAUAGUUUAUCGUAAAUAAAGAAAAUCGUGCAAUAAAUUUACUAAGCUCAUUUUCACAAUAAAGUGCUCAUUAAAAAAAAAAAAACUGUUAACUGUAAUAAAAUCAUCUAUUUCGAUUAAAAAUACAAACAGGUUGAUAUUUUUUCUGCAACUGGCAAUUAUGAGUUAUUGCAACGUACAAUCUAAUAUCAUCUCUGUUGUAAAUAAAACAAAGUCUAUUCUCCCAAGUGUGUAUUAGCCGAUGACGUAUUAAAAAGAUCUCUAAAGCAGUUGGAGAAUGAAUAUCAACGCAAUGACAAUGAAAUAUCAAAUACAUUUAAUAAAUUAUAAUACACUUGUAAUGUUAUCAAAAUAAUAGUCCGCCAUGUUGGCAUGUCUUAGCUGUCAAAGAAAUUUUAUAAAUAAAAAAAAAUGUAUUUCUGAAUGUGAAUGAUAUAGCAAAAAGAAUUUUAGGAUAUAUAUUCAAUAAAUAAUUUUACAUGUAAAUCAACAAUUAAUACGUACUGUGAAUUAUUUUCAAGUGCAUUUUUUUUUUUACAAAAAGGCAAAUAAUAAAAUUAUACACAACACGAUAAAAAAAAAAACACGACAAUAUUCUAGAUGCACUUAUCCAUAGCUAAGUUUGCAGAUAUUUUUUUUUUUAAAGCAAACUUUAUUUUUCAAUUGUCAGACAUUUUUUUAUUUUGAUAGCAUUGUGUUACAAAAUGUUUAUAGAAAUAUUUGGCUUGUUUGUUGAUCCUUUACAAAGUCUGGCAUCGUCUGCAUUAUCUGACCGUCGUCUUAACAAUGUAAUUAAACAAUUUCCAAUAUUGACUGUUUAUUUGAAGUGACUCCGUAUAGCUUCAAAGUGAUUUGCAUACAUUGAGCAGAGGUUUUGUACAAGAGUUGUCUCUCUCUGUCACACUGCACUGUGUCUAACGAGAUGUGACAGUGAAAUUAUUUCUCUUUUAGUUAUUUAUUUUAUUUAUUAUUUUCGAGGGUAGUUUAAAAUAAUAAUUUAAUAAUUAAUUUCUUUUUUAUACAACUUUGAAUGGCAAACAAGCUGACGGCCUUACCCUGAUGGAAAAGGGGUAACCGUCGCCUAUAGACAUGAGCAAUAGUAAGCUAAUUAAAAGCUACCACAUAUAGUUAACGAAAAUUGAAUUAGUUACAGUCUAGAUCAGUGUUUCCCAAUUAUUUUUGUGCCACGCCCCACAUGAACAUUUCUAAAAUUUUUAUGUCCCCAUACAUAAUUUUUCCCGACAAAGUUUACUCGACGACUCUAAUCGCCCAGUUGAUACUUUGGUAACGUCAAAUGAAAUUAUACCUAAUAAAUAUUUACAGCUUUUUUUAUUUACUUUUUUUUUUGUUAAAUUUUGCACUGACAUCUACUUGUAGCAUUGCAUUUAAAUGGCUUGAAGCAAGAGGGUUAAAAUCGCUUCGAGUCCGUUUUUUAAUUGCCCCCCUUAACUAUCAAAUUGUCUCUCUGUGGGGCGUGGGCCCCACGUUGGGAAACACCGGUCUAGAUAAUUAAUAAGUUUGCAAACAGAAGCUCGUUAAAAUCUAAAUGAAUAAUUUGCUAUAGUUUUUCUUAUAUUCUUGCUAAGUCUUACUGACUUGUCAUCAGGAAUGGCAUCGCAGAAAUUUAAGGCAAAAAAAGUAAUUGAAAAAUAUGUGAAAUUGUUUAAUUAUUUUUUAAUUUUGACAGGUAGAGUGCCAGUUUCUUUGUGUACACCCAAUUUGAUAAAUGUUCUGAUAUUUCAUUGUUUAAACACAUUAUGAAUUGAUAUGUAUAUUUAUUUAUAAUAUAUUGUUGUAAAUACAUUAGUUUUUAAAGUGAUACGCAGAAUAUAUUGUGCCUUAUAUACAUACAUACAUACAGUAAAUUAUAAUAUAUACAAAGUGUAAGUCUGUGUGUAACAAGACGAAAUCUAGUGACCAGUUGGUAUGGAAUUUGUAAAGCAUUGUCGAAUGAACCCUUUCAUACAAAAUGUAUUUUGUGACCAUACAGUUUGUAUGAAAGUUAGUAUACAAAUAUAGGUAGUUAAUCAUUAUUAUUCUCCCCGAAUGAUGAUAGUAGAAUUAGUUUAAACGAACUUGUCAGUGAUGUUUGAUCAUUGUAUGUAACGCUUGCCAAGCGUGGCAACUACUGGCAAACCCCCAAGUAGGGCUUAUUUUUAACAGUGGACAGUUAAAGGCUGAUAUGACAAUAUCUAUAUAUAGUCAAUAUAUAGAGAGAGGGAGACUUUGUACAAAAGUCGUUUAUUUGGGUACCUCUGUCCCACUCGUGUUUCAACCGUGAAGCAGUUGUGUUUGCAUGGCUAUGUUUCGGUUUGAAGGGUGGGAUAUGGCGUGAAUUUACUGGGUACAGAGGAAUAACACCUGAGUCCUCAGGAAUGGCAACGCGUGGGGGGUAUCAUGGGCGAAACAGUAUACUCUGUUAUGUCCAUGGUACUGCUCAUGUCUAUAGGCGACGGUUACCACUUUCGAUCAGGUGGGCCGUCAGCUUGUUUGCCAUUCUAAGUUGUAUAAAAAAAAACCUAUUCCUCUGUCAGAGAGAAUAUUUUUGUCUAUGCUCCUUUAGGUUUGGGUAGUUGACGAAUACUGUACUAGAUUUCGUUUAUACCGUCUUUGUUACACGCUGUACUAUACUAGUUAUGAGUCACAACAUUGAUAUUUGUAAAGGAAUUUAAUAAAACAAUUGGUGAUGUAUAUUUUGUGCAUUUAGUGUUUACAAAUUAUUUGAAAAUUAAUCAUUCAUUCGGAGUUAUUGUAAAACAGAGGGUUAGAUAUCGAUUGGCUGUCCGUGUGUAGCAUUUUAUAUAUAUAUAUAUAUUUUUUUUUAAUGGAUGAUAAUGGAAUGGUAACCCCAUACCUAUCAACCAGUGAUAGUUGAUAGGUGAGGCUGAAAAGGCAGGUUAGUUAGCCCAUCGUGAUGAAUACACUUGGAAUUCAGCACGAUGGUUUCCAGGGGGGACCACGGGGAGGUCGACCUGUUAGGGUAUAUUAUUAGCAACGGAACUGAUAAUCCGCAUAACUGACAAUCCUUUCUCCCCCUACUAGAGGAACAUAUUGAAAAAUACAUAUAUACAUAAUGGGAUUGUAUAUAAGAGGCUAGAUCAUCAAUUACAGUCGCUUCAAAGCGCCUUUGCCAGUCAAAGGUUUGUUAGGUUUUGAUUCACGUGUCGGUUGUGGGUGCAUCAAAAAGUAGACAGAAUUCACUUUGGACAAAUGUGUAUAAAACUUGAAAAUGGCGCGUGAUACAAUCGAAUAUAAAUUCAAUAAUAUAUUUUAAAAAAUAAAUGGUGUAACACUCGUCAAAUUCAUGCCCAUGUCCUAAUUGUUAGGACAUCGAUGUAAUAUGAUAUUUAUUUAAUAACAUACAAUGAUGUUCUUCAAAAAUGGCGUAUUGAGAUUUCUUAAAGGUUGGCAACGCACGCCUGACAUCCUUGGUGUUACAGGCGUCCAUAGGCUGUAUAUCAUCACACGGGCCGUAUGCUUGUUUGCCACCAUAGUAGUAUAAAAAAAAAUAAGACAUAAUUAUAAAAAAAAAAAUGUCUCAAAAUGGACCCGGAUUUUAGAUUUUUGCUAAGGAAAAAAUAAGCUUAUUACAUUUUACACAUGUCCAUAGACAAUUUUGUCCAGUGUACUCUUGUCAUUAUUUUUAUAAUUGUCAGAUGGCAACACUAAAGCUCUAUCUCCUUCUAACCCUUUGUUUUGCACUAGUUUUUUUUUUUUUAAUUUUCUUAUUCUCUACUAAUUUUGUCAUGUUAUGUUGGCACCACUGUCUCACUCUGUAGGCGAAGUAAUUUAUUAAAGGUGUUAGGACGCAAGCGUGUGCCGUGACUAUUAUUAUAUUAUUAAUCUAUUUUAUCCCACUGCUGGGCAAAGAUUUCUAUAUUUCCUUGAAAGUUGUACAGAUAUACAGGUAUAAAUAAUAAGCCAUAAUGAUAUAAUUACCAUAGACUAACUUGUAAGAUCUCAUGUGUUUUUUCGAAUUUUGUAUUCUGAUGUCUGUGACUGACUGUUUUAGUCAAUUAUUAUAAUUACCUUUAUAUAAAUGUUUUUCUAUAGCAAAUUUCUUUGAAAUAUUGUAGUUCUAGAUAUUAUAUUAAAAAAAAAAAAAAACUAGAUUCUUUGACGAAGUAUUUAAAAAAAGAAAACAGACAUCCCAUAAAUGAGCUGUUAUAUAUUGAAAAAGGAACGUGUAAUCAGUCAAGAAUUGGGCAUAAUGACACUAAUACCUUUGCCUUAUUGUGAUUUUAUUAAUUUACACAGUCACCGCACGUUUGCGUUCGUAACAUUGAAUUUAGUUAAGUUAGUAUUAAGAGUAUCUUGUGUUAUGGUGCUUAUUGUAAUAAUUGAUAAUGUAAUGCGUUACGCUUCUAUAAGUGCUGGCUCAAUGCGUUGAAUUCUUUUAAUGUAACUUUAAUUUAAACCUAUUGAGGGCGAUUUACCUUUCAUGAGGCCAAUGUGUAACUAGGAGACGGUUGGGAACCUCGUUUUAAAUUAGGACUGACCAAGUUGGUUAGUUAGAAAUAAUGAAAAAUUUACAAUAAUUUAUUCAGUCGACCUGUGGGUUGAUUCAGAAUAUUGUUUUUUAGCAAUAGUGCCUUGUAUCAUAUUGGGGUCGUUUCUGAGGCAUCAUUAUUUUAAACCUGUCUCUAAAAUUACAAUUUGAUAUCACAGCAGAAUCUUUAUUUUUUGUUCAAUAUGAACUAAAUUUCUAAAACAGUUAAAUCGAAGUUAUUAGAAAUUCAGUAUAUGAUGGUUUAUAAAAUAGUAAUUUCUCGAAACUAUUAAAUUAAAAUAGGUUAAGAGAAUUAAUGCCCCAGAAUCGGCUUCAUUGUGCCCUUUUUAAAUAUUUUACUAAUACUACUGUAUUACACUGUGGUACAAAUAAAACAAACAAACUAGGAUGCAAAUAAAAACAAUGAAUUGACAAUAUGGUGGUGCUAUUGGGGGGGGGGGGGGAAGAGAGUCUUAUUUCGACGGUUUUUGUUUUUGAAAAUGAUAUUUUUCUCAAUAUAAAACUAUUUUUUUUUAUUUUAGUACCAGAUAGGUUUAAAAAAAUGUUUAUUCUUCAUAACUAAACAGUGCCAAAUUAGACGAUCCAAUGUUAACAGACGUGGUCAAUGACCUCCCCCCCACUCCACCGCGAAUACAGCUGUCCUAGUUACGCUCGAGUUCAAUUAGAACAAUGCUAAUUGUUCUGAAACUAACUGUUAUACUGAACUGACUGACAAUAACACACUUUAUGCCAAAUUUAACCUGUUUUAAUGUUAUUAACAUCGUUCCAAGUCUGUUGUUAUGACAAAACUAUUUUGAUUGAUGACACACACACAUAUAUAUAUGUGUAUAUAUAUAUGUAUAUAUAUAUGUAUAUAUAUAUACACAUAUAUGUGUGUGUCUGUGUACAAGUAUAUAUAUGUACACAAUAAUAUUUAAAUAAAUUUAAAAAUGUUUAAUCUUGUUGAAAUUGGCAUUACUAACAUCCUUUUGCACGAAUGUUCUACUAGCAAACCUGCCCCCCUAUACAGGCUGCAAACGAAACUACUUGUAGAAUCGCUUGUGUCAACGCUCACAUGCGAAAGAAGAUGACAGUGCAUGUCGCCGUCUCAUUCUGUCAAAUGGACUCGCUGGCAACAACGAUUCUAUCAAUAGAUUCGUUUGUAUUUGUCAUGGGAGGCUGAAUGUUUUUAUCAAAGAAACAUGAAUCGAAUAGUGAUUAAAAAAAGCUGAGUUUAUUUCUCAAGUUAGUAUAAGAAGCUGAAAUUUUAUAAGCUUUUUCAUGUUUUUUUUUUUUAGAAAACGUGUUGUUUCGCUGGUAGAAUACUGCUUCGAAAAUAUGAUAUUUAGGUUUCAUCCAAUAUGUCUAAAGAUUUUUUUUAAUUUCUAAGAACAUUUGUAUUUGUAAAACUGCAUAGUUCUUGUAAAAUAAAAACAGAGAAUCUAUGCAGAUUCUCUGUUUUAUAUUUAGAAAUUUAGUAGUCUGAGUUACAUUUUUAAAUAAAAGUACAGGUACAGAAAAGAACUGUUUAUCCAAAAUCAAAAACAUUUUGAAGUUAUCAUUACUUCAAACCUAUGUAAAUUAUAUAUACCUUCUAAAUGGAUAAAGUUUUCUCCAAAAUGGUAUAUGUAAAAUUUAUGCUAACCUCAAAAUUUUUUAAUUAUGGUAAUUUCAUCAAAUUAGUUUUGUGGUUACACUAGAUUUGUCUAUUGUCGCGACUUCUUACUUUACAGUGCCACAGUUUGGCGGUUUUUGAAACGGGCUAUACUCCAGUAUAUUCAAAUAUUUUUUUAAAUACAUAUCUAUUGUACAUUUUUAAGGUUCAAUUUUGUUUGAUAAUUCUGACAAUUUAUUUUAAACAUUUGCCCGCUUCUGUUUACUAGUGACACUGUAUUAAUUUCAUCAAUGUUUAAUCCACUUGUUCUAAGUAUUCAAUUAAUUUAAAGCUUCGUUGUAACAUGAUUAACACAUAAAUUUAUUUCUAUGGCUGUCCCUUUUGUCUCCUUUGACAUUAUGUGAACGUCGACGAGAUGUUAGUGUCUCGCUUUUAGUCAAUUGUUUAUGGUUCUUCUUGACAGCUAGUCAUGUCAUUUAGGAAUUGACAAUAUUUGACAGUUGCACUGUCACGGUGACAGCGAGUAUUAUAGAUUAAAUUGUAUACCUAGUAUUAUUAUUAUGACGAUUAUUUCAUUUUUUUUUUGCUAAUUUUAAGAUGGCGUAAUUUUAGAUGUUCUAAUUUUAAGACCAUGACAAGGCAGUGUAUGGAUUUUUAUGUGUAUGUCAGUGCUUGUUUUAAUUUUGAGGGUUUCGUGUAAAUUAUUAUUUCUUUGUACGUGAAGCUUUUAUUGAAUUUUCUUUUUGUAGGCUUUUAACCGUAUUAUGUAAAUGCAAACAGUUAGCAAUAAAAUGUACUUACUGUAAACUUAUACGACAAUAAUAUAAUAUAUAUAUGUAUGAAAUGUUAUUUUUUACGUUGAAUAUUUGUAAUGGUGUUUUUGAUCACCGUUUGAGAUGCUUACCUAAUGAUUAAUAUAUCGAAUUUCAUAGUAUGAAUACAGGGGCUUCCAUAUUUGAUAAUUAUGUGUAUACAAAGCUGAGAGUGGAGAGGGAACGCCCCGUGUGAUGGUGCUCGCUAUGCUAAUUAAUUCACAUAUGUAUAUUUGCUACUGAAUUUAAACCGCGAGUAUUGGUAACUGGUAAAAGAAAAUAGUAAAAUGUAACGCACAAUCUGUACUCGUGUGAUAGAAGGACUAAUGCCUGUUAUAUUGGUGCUGUGUAGGCGAACCGGUGGCCGACGUCGGCGGUUGGGAAUUUUAGAAUUAUGUACUGAAAUUAGGUCGUUUCAGAUCGUUGAUGAUUUACGUCGUAUUGACUACCCAUCAAUCUCCUUUUACCGAGACCCGAGUCUACUUAAAGAAUAUUCUAUUUUCUAGUUUUGUAGGGUUUUUAUAUCCCUAUUACUGAUGAUGUAAGAACAAUAAAUUGCUGUGGGGGGGGGGGAUUUUCGGCUUAAUUAUUUUUAUUUCACCCUGAAAAAGUAAAUAUGCUAAAUUAUGAAGUCCUAUCUAUGGCGUGAAAGGGAGUGAUUAUUAUUUGUAUUAGAAAGGGGGGGGGGGGAUGUUCGGUUUCACUUACUGAACGCUUAGUGAUUUUUAUACACACUGUAAAAGUAAGUAAUACUGAAGUAUUAAGCUCCGCCUGUGCCGCGUUGGCCCACCGGCGCGCGGUAGUGAUCGUGCCAAAUAUCAUGUUCGAUUGUAAAGCGAACCUAACACGUAUACUGUAUCGAAAUAUAUUGUCAUAAUUAUGUGUUAAGUGCCUUGUUGUGUUGAAAUACUCAAAUCAAAUGUUGCAGUUACGAGAGUUGAGCAGAAAUAUAUGUCUAUUUUACUAUUUUCA
This is a messenger RNA of Galleria mellonella (greater wax moth), 10134 nucleotides long. RefSeq names its product coronin-1C-A-like (gene coro). The record is from RefSeq and is a predicted model, not a curated record. Lineage: Eukaryota; Metazoa; Arthropoda; Insecta; Lepidoptera; Pyralidae. Gene Ontology annotation, molecular function: actin filament binding. Gene Ontology annotation, biological process: actin filament organization.